Clunio marinus is the source of this 6246-nucleotide messenger RNA. Lineage: Eukaryota; Metazoa; Arthropoda; Insecta; Diptera; Chironomidae. The record is from the annotation of a GenBank genome assembly.
AUGAUGAUGGAGACAAUGAAAGAGCUCAACAGAGCGAAGAAUGAAAAGGUGAAGAAUUUCGAAGAAAAAUCAUGUCGUAAACUUCUUCUUGUUGCUUGCUCCCGGCAGCAGCAAUGGCAAAGUAUCGUAUCGAAUGGCAGAACGAACCAAAACAAUGACGAAUCCUGGAGAGACACGACUGAUUUUAAAAAUACUCCAAGACUGGUGAAAGCAAGAAGAAAACGAAAAAUCUUAAGUUAGGUCAAAUCUUAAGUAAUUUACAUUUAAAUUUUUGACUGGAAGCGCUUGAAGAAGAAAGCAAAAGAAAUUGAAAAAAAAGAAGAAAAUCAUAACUUCACUCUGAAAAUAAUUUAUCACUCUGCAAGAAAAUAAAAUCGUAAACUUAGGAACAUAAGUGUACACAUAUGUUUCAUGGAUCGGCGAAAUGGCGGCGAUCCUUUGGCGCCUCCUCGGCCCCCUAAAUUCCUGCCUCGAGUCCAUCGACCACGAGCACCGGAACCAGACACCGUAGACUCGCCAUCCAUUCACAUCAUAAGCACACAUCCUCCACCAAUUCCAAGUCAUCAUCAACCCAUUAGCAGAAUGAAUAUAAAUAGUAAUAGUAGUUCCAUUAAUUCAUCGUUAAGUUCAAUUACGACCACAAGUAGUCAUCGAUCAAUUCCUCCAAUUCCACCUGCGACGGCGCCUCUUACACCUUUGCAAAGCUCUAGAAGUAAUUCAACAGUUAGUACAUUCUCAAGAAGGCGAACAGAGAUGCCAACACAAAGAAUAGCAUCAACAUCGCCGGCACCGUCAGUAACAAGAUCACUUACACCAUCAUCUGUAGUAGCACCAGCUUCAAACUUCAUUAGUAAUGCAAUCAGUACUGUUGUCGGAAGAAGCCCAUCGCCGGUCAAUAAUAGCGUGACACUUCAAAUACCUCGACCGGAAAAUGAGCGUCUGCCGAAUGAAUAUGUUGACACGCCAUUCACAAAUCAGAACAGCAACAAACUGACAACGCCUGGUAGUCGACAUUCUUUAGCAACAUCGACAGUACCAUCUAGAAACCAAUUAAAUAGUCAUACAACAAAUAUAUCUACAAUUGAUGGCAUUAGUGUAUUAAAUAAUAAUAAUAAUCUAAAUAAUAAUAAUAUUAAUAACAAUAACAACAAAAUAAUUCUACCAAAUCGAACUUCAGUGGCGGUGCGACCCAAUCUAUUACCGAUCACUAAACAACCGUCAUUUCGAAGUACGAGUACGCUAUGCAAAAAAGAUGCAGAGCAAUGCAGUCAUUGUCCCGAGGACAGAAUCUUGAGUUCCCAAAAUAUGACCAACAAUAACGGUCUCAAUAUAAAUAGUGCAAAUGAUCAGUUUAAUUCGAUCACGUGUCCACAAUGUAAUCGAUGCCGAUGUGAGAAGUGUCAGACACCACGUCCACUACCCUCAAAGUGGAUUUGCAAUGAUAAUUGUCUCUGCUCAGCUGAAACAAUUAUCGAUUCGGCUUCAUGUUUGUGUUGUGUCAAAGCACUCUUUUAUCAUUGUUCAAAAGAUCAUGAAACGGACUUUGAGAGUCCAACGAUCCGAUGUGCAGAAAAUCCAUGUUCAUGCGUUCCAUACAAACGAGCAUCAAGAUGGGGAUGUUUGAGUGUACUUUCACUGUUACUUCCUUGUCUUUGCUGUUAUUGGCCAAUGCGCGGUUGCGUUAGUCUCUGUGCAAGUUGUUAUGCAAAGCAUAGAAGACAUGGCUGUCGAUGCAAUAAUCUUUCAUCAUCGAGCAGCACUAACAACAGUUUCAACAGUCGACAAAAUAUUAUCAACUUGGCAACACCAACUAGUCAAGAUCAUCCACCCACACACAAUCAUCAUCGGCGUUCGAAUAACAAUGAUUUGACGCCUGAGAAACGACUUCUGGAUUCGUCGAACAGUGAAUAUUAAGAAUCAAAUAUUUAAUUUAACUUCAAAACUCCUACAAACACUUCACUUCGGGAUAAGCGACUUUAACUUAUUGUCGUGGGAUUAAUAGAAAUGAAAAUACAAACUCCAAAAUUAUUUAUAAAACAAAAUGCAUAUUAAUUAAUUUUAAACUAUUUAUGUUAUAUAUUUUAGUUUUGAGAAAAGUUGAAGGAAUUUCAGAAAACAAAAAUAGAAUUGAAAGUUCUGCGAUGUCACGAAGAAAAUAUAAAAAAAGUUAACGUCAGGGAUGUUUAAUUUGACAAAAAAAAAGAAUAAGAUGCUUUUCUUAACUUAUAUCAAAAUUCAUUAAUAAUCUUAGUCAUUGUCUUGGUGUUCAAAGCAAAAACUUUCUUAAACAUCUGCCAAAACGCAAGCCGUUAUAUUUUCACUUUGAUUUUCAACAAGUUUCGAUGAUGUUGACAGAUAUUUUAAUUCAUACAUUAAAUUAGAUUAUCAUCAAAAGAAAGAAUGGAAAACUUGCAUUUUGAAAUAUUUCAUAUAAUGAUAAUUGAAUUAAUUGAUUUUUGACUUCUGAGUCAAAGAGUCGCGUCAAAGACAUGUUGUAAGAAUUGCUUAGGUUUUAUACGAUUGAUUUGAGACAUGCAACAUAUUAUAACGAAUUUGGAAGGGGAUUUUUAAAGUGGUAGAGGGAAAACAGAAUCGAGAAUAAUUAACCAAAGACUGCAACACAAAAAAAAAGUAAAUAAAAUGAAUAAAAAAGAAAUCAAGAAGAAAACGCAUAAAAAUCAAUCCUAAAUGAGAUAAUGAGGAAAUAAGAUUAUUAUGUAUGCAAAAAUGUUUCCUAAAUAAGAUGAAGUAAGCUGGCACACUUGAUAAAUAUGUAAAUACUAAAUAACAACACAAUUAUGGAAGUUGUUGAGUUUUGGAGUAUUUAGGAAAGUGAAAAUAUUUUGUAUUUUUUUUUGUAAAAAUAUUUAAUGAAAAAAGAAAAACAAAUUUAAUAAAAUCUGAAAUGAUAACUGGUUAAGCUAGAAAUCUUUACGAUAGAAAAUUCAAAAGUUUUCGAGUUUCGAUGAGAAGUACACGCUAUGGAAUGAUGAUCUAUAACUCUAAUAUUGACUUGGGGCAAACACGAAAAAUUUUUCUUCUUAAUUACCCAGACAGCUUCUUUUUCGACACACGAUGUUGAUUUUUACACAAUUAAACAAACUUUCAAUUAUCACUAGCAACGAUUGAAAUUGUCGAGAAGGCAAGCAAGCAAAAGAUAGAAAAAAAUAAUUUUCUUCCAAUUCACGGGGGAUUUUAAUUUAUUGUUUGAAUUGAGUAAAUAUUUAUGAGUUUUUAAUAGAUAAUAUUUCCAACAGUGUUCUAUGCUUCUUAAUCUAAUUCAACUCGAAAGGAAAAAAAAAGUUUCUCCUUACAGAAAAUGCAAUUUUCAAAAAUAAACAACUUUGUGAUGUGUGAGUAAUAUUUAUUCGCGAUAAUCUUACUGUUUUCCUCUCAAGCCAAAAACAAGCUUGUAAAAUGUCUCGCGAGAAUCGUUCGAAGACAGAGUGAAAAUAUAUUCUUAAACACCACUUCCGCUUUCACGUUUUGUGCCCGCGCGCGUAAGUCUCAUAAAAGUUCAUUUAUAAUUUUUACGAUCAUAAAUUUUGCUGCUUGAAAUAAAUUUAAGAACAUUCACACAUUGGAACAGACAUACACGAAAAGUUUUAAGAAACGUAAGAAGAAAAAUAUCUGAACGAUCGCUCAAGGGAAUCAAUGUUUCAGGUUUGAGCUGUAAUUGCGAGAAUGAGCGCAGAUUUUAUUAAUUAAACAUUCAUCAGACGAUUUCAUCGGUUCCAUCAAACAAUUUUCUUUCACACUAGAAAAGUCGGAAAAAAAUAGAGUAAAAAUAGUUAAUAGUCGUUCGGUUUUCACUCACCGUAACUGAAGAAAAAAUAAAACAUCUUUUACUGCUCUCCCAACUUUAAAAAUAGAAUUUUUUUUAUGAAAAAUAUUUCUCAUCAUCCAACAUCCAUAUUUUUAUGUGUUCACUUCAUCUCCUCGUCGGUUGUGAGUGAGAGAAAAGAAAUAAAAAAACAGGAAAUCGGACACACACGCUCGCGAUGCGACAUAAGAGCUCGAGGCAAUGUUAUUGACAAGAAUUGUAUGCUUUCUCGUACGACUGUUUAGCCAAAUAUUUAACUAAACAAUAAACUCCAUUCGGUCAUUCGAGAGUUUUUCAUGCCGAAAAGUUGCGUGAACUAACAAAACUGAUAAGAAAACUCAAAACUUUAUGAAUCUUACAAACAUUGCUUCAAUACAUUACUCGCAAUCGGUCAAUGAUUUUUCGUGUCCAUUUCUUGUUUUAUUUUAUUUUAAGAAGAAAACGAUUAAGAAAUUUCUUUCUCGUUUCCUUUGCUCAACUCUUUUAAAGUUUAGCAUCAUUGAAGACGCUUUUCAAACUCAGGGAAACAAUUGUUGAGAUACAAGUAGCAAAGACCAGCAUGUUAGAAAAUUUACACACUUCAAAAAUUCUUCUUAUCAUCAUUCCGUAGAAGAAGGCAAGAAGAACAGUUUUUUGAUAAAUUACAAACAGGAAGUUGGGACUUUUUCUACAGUAAACAAAAGAGAAUAUUCUCGAAAGAUUCGGCCAAAGAUGAACGCAAAAGACUUAAAUAAGGCAAUGAAAGCAAAUGUCUAUCCUUCCAGUCAGGCACCAAAGAAACGAUUCCUAAAAUUGUUCAUUUAUCGAAAGAAAAAAAGAUUCUUCACUCUUCCUUUUCUGUUGUUAUCUUUCAUUUGCUUCCAUGACUGAAUUCAAACAUCAUUUUCAGUUUCUGAUGAAAAUGAUCCUUGUGAAGCAUGCAAGGAAUGGAAAUUGAGAGAUAGAUAUGUAGAAAGGGAAGAAGAGAUACGAUAGAAAUUCAAUGGACCUUUUCUGGACCCAAAGACUUUGCAUUGUGUUCGUUUAUUUUUUUUUCGGUUGUUUCGAGAGUAAAAUAUGUGUAAAAACAGAUGGUCGUCCACCAAAGAAAGAAAGAAAAAAAAAAUGAAAAGAAAGAAGGAAAAAAAAUGUUUGGAUGAUGAAAAUAAAGAAUGGGAGACGUUUGUUGAUGUUAAAAUUCGAUCAGUGACAGGAACAUUCAUAGCAAUAUCGCAGUGACAGCAUUGAGGAAAUUUCCCUCAAAAUCUGUUUUCAUUUAAGAUCCAAAAAAUCUUCAAAAUUCUCGAAAUGCCUUUUCUCAGAACGAAAUAUUUUAUUUGUUCACAAAAGGAAAUAAAUUUAUUUAAUGACUGAAUCGAUUUCCCAUAAACAAGUCAAUAAGAGACCCAAAAAUCAGUCGAAUAGGUGUCUGAUUGUCUACAAAGUGAAACUUAUAGUUCACCUGCGCUCACAAAUCAAAUAAUAAUAAUGUAGCACAUCGUGAAAAUAUCUUAAUAAUUAUUAAAUAUUGCAUUUUCAUGUUUGUAUGAGAACGAAAAACUUUUCCUCUUGUGACAUUGGAAAGAUUACCUGAUUUUAUUGCACUAAUUGCGCAUUCAUAAAAUUAUUCAAUCUCAGAAACUGAGGUCGCCUUAUUUUUGUACGAAAUGAAAGAAAGAAAUUGAAAACAAGUCUAAUGAAGAAUGAAAUGAUGAUGACAAGUCGAAGAAAUGAAUUCGUAUGGUUUAAGCAAGAUUUUGUAGAUUUCACAUGAAAUGAAAAGCUGAAGUAAAUGAAAGAAAAAAAAAUACAAAGUAAGAAAUGUUUUUAUAUAUUUUAAUGAGAAAAAUUUCCAGUAUUAUCUAGUCGUGCAUUAAAUAAGAAAGGAAGAAAAUUAAAAGAAAAUCUAAGAAAGAAAAUUAAACUUAAAAGAUAUCUAAAAUAAAGUUAAAGAGAACACAAAAAUAUUAAAACAUGUUAAAUAUUCCGUUGAAAUCAGAGAAUUCUGAAAACAUCAAACAUGAAAGAGUAGAAGGAAAAAAAUAUAAAAAUUAUAACUUUUAAAUGUUUCAGAAUUCUUUGUUGUGAAAUUAUUCAAAGUGUUUCUCAUGAUGUCUUAACCAAGCAAAAGGAGAUGAAAAUUUGAAAGUAAAGAAAAACAUAAAAUGAUGGGCUAAAGUUUAGAUCAGAAUAAAUUAAAAAAUAAAAAGGUUUUUUCUGAUAGAUGAAAAAGGAAAGAAAGAAACAGCUGAAACUACAAAAUAAAAUCUUUCUAAUUUAAUUAAACUUCUUUUUGUAAAUGUCAUUUUUGUAAAUAGAAAUUCGAUAAGAUUCGCUUCUUCUUCCUCUUUUUUGUGAGAGAAAAAAAAACAUUAUGAAAAAGAUGUUGCAAGAUUUAUAAUAAUCUAAAAUAAAUACAAAUAACAAAUAUCAAAUGAAAAAAA